Molecule: messenger RNA, 1775 nt
Organism: Impatiens glandulifera
Lineage: Eukaryota; Viridiplantae; Streptophyta; Magnoliopsida; Ericales; Balsaminaceae
Product: protein DETOXIFICATION 16-like
Exons: 10
Coding region: 30-1775 (581 amino acids)
Biological process (GO): xenobiotic detoxification by transmembrane export across the plasma membrane
Cellular component (GO): membrane
Molecular function (GO): xenobiotic transmembrane transporter activity; antiporter activity
Source: RefSeq, a predicted model, not a curated record
UUUUCUCAGUACUGACAAGACAGAAAAUUAUGGGGAAGGAAGGAAGAAAUGAAGGAAUCGAAUCUCCAUUGAUAAACCUCGGGGAGGAAGAGCAUGUGCAAGUGGAUGUCUUUGCAGAAGUGAAGAAGCAGUUGUAUUUAGCAGGACCCAUAGUACUGGUCAAUUUGUUGAUAUUCGGAUUGCAGGUUAUCUCAGUCAUGUUUGUGGGUCAUCUUGGCGAGCUUCCUCUUUCUGGUGCAUCCAUGGCCACUUCCUUUGCUACUGUUACUGGCUUUAGCCUUCUCGUUGGAUUAGGAAGUGCACUGGACACUUUCUGUGGUCAAUCCUACGGAGCCAAACAGUAUCACAUGCUGGGAGUCCACACACAAAGAGCCAUGCUUGUUCUGCUUCUAGCCAGUAUUCCCCUUGCCUUGAUUUGGUUCAAUGCAGGCGACAUACUAGCAUUUUUGGGCCAGGACACAGAAAUCUCAGCCGAGGCAGGGCGCUAUGCGCGGUUCAUGAUCCCCUCCAUCUUUGCCUAUGCCCUCUUCCAGUGCCUCAUUCGGUUCUUGCAGGCCCAGAAUAAUGUCACCCCAAUGGUGUUCAUUGCUGGCUUCACCACAUUUGUCCACAUUUUUGUUUGUCGGGCUUUGGUGUUCAAUUUGGGGCUUGGAAACAAAGGGGCUGCCUUGGCUAAUGCAUUUUCAUAUUGGAUUAAUGUGCUCUUGUUGGGAAUCUACAUCAGAGUAUCACCUUCUUGUAAGGAGACUUGGACUGGGUUUUCCAAGGAGGCAUUGAAAGACGUCAUGAAAUAUCUCAGGCUUGCUAUUCCUUCAGCAGUUAUGUUAUGUUUGGAGACAUGGUCAUUUGAAAUGAUGGUUAUUCUAUCUGGACUUCUUCCUAAUCCCAAACUAGAGACAUCAGUCCUCUCCAUAAGCCUUAACACAUGUAGUCUGGUAUAUAUGAUACUAAUGGGACUAGGUGCUACUGUGAGUGUGAGAGUGUCCAAUGAAUUGGGAGCUGGAAGGCCACGAGCAGCUCGUUUCGCAGUUCGCAUAGCAUUAUUAUUGGUGAUUACAGAAGGAGUAGUGGUAGGAACAAUAAUGAUAGUGGGGCGCAGGAUAUGGGGUUAUUGUUACAGUAAUGACGAGAAAGUAAUAAGUUAUGUAGCAGAAAUGUUGAUCUUGUUAGCAUGCUCUCACUUUAUUGAUGGGGUUCCGUCCAUACUUUCAGGCACGGCUAGAGGAUGUGGAUGGCAAAAGAUAGGAGCUUUUGUUAAUUUAGGAGCAUACUAUCUUAUUGGAAUACCUUGUGCUGUAUUACUAGCAUUUGUCUUUCACUUUGGAGGGAAGGGACUAUGGGUUGGAAUCAUUGUGGCUCUAUUUAGUCAAGGAUUGAUCCUUUCGAUUAUCACCUUGUGCACUAAUUGGGAGAACGAGGCAAAGAAGGCCACCGAUAGAGUAUAUGAUACAAGAAUACCCAAAGAUUGUCAAAUAUCAACUACAAUAUUAAAUUCCUAUGCUCAUGAGUAUGAUAUGGAUUAUGAGGAGACUUUUGUACCUGUUGCAAAAAUGACAUCUAUAUGGGUUCUUAUUAUAGUAGCUUCUGCUCGUUGUUGGUGUAUUUCACAAAUGGACGUUAAAAAUGUUUUUUUGAAUGGGGAUCUUCAAGAGGGAGUCUACAUAGUUUCUCCACCUGGUGUUUCUCAUUGUCCAGGACAAGUGUGCAUUCUUAAGAAGGCCCUAUAUGGUCUUAAAUAUGCCCGAGAGCUUGGUUCGACAAGUUCUCCUCUAUAG